AGUCAGCGCCGAGCAAGCAAAACAAUCCCGGGACCACCGCAAACAGUAUCAAUCGAACGGUCAUCCGCGACUAAACCUCUCUUCCGCGAUAUGAAUUUCACCACCACCGGUGACGAUUGGCCUAAAAACGGCACAAUAAUCCCCGAUCCCGACAACGAAACCUUCCCCCAGUUCGACUGCGACAGUUCGUCAUACAUUCCGCAGGGGAUCGCGUCCCUACGGUUCCAGAUCCUGAUUUGCCUCGCCUACAGUGCGAUCUUCCUGGUCUCGGUCGUCGGCAACGUCGCCGUGUUUCUCGUAGUGCACUCGCUUCCCCGCAUGAACACCGUCACCAAUCUGUUCAUCGCGAACCUCGCCCUCGGCGACAUGCUGAUGGCCAUCUUCUGCAUCCCGUUCUCGUUCGUGUCCAUCUUCGUCCUGCAGUACUGGCCCUUCGGUGCCAUCAUCUGCCGGGUUGUCAACUACUCCCAAGCGAUUUCGGUUCUGGUCAGCGCCUACACCAUGAUCGCGAUCAGUGCCGACCGUUACCUGGCGAUCAUGUGGCCUCUGAAGCCUCGGGUCACCAAACGCCUGGCCCGCAUCAUCAUCGUGCUCGUCUGGGCGGGAGCCCUCGCAACCGCAGCACCCAUCCCCGUGUUCUCCACCCUGAUCCAACCGACCGAAUUCUACGACCAGUGCGACCUUUCGAUCUGCACCGAGGUCUGGCCCGACGACCAUUCCGACCACAGCUACUCGAUCACGCUGAUGACGCUGCAGUUCGUGGCCCCUUUAAUCGUGCUGAUCGUCACCUACGUGCAGAUCGCCUACAAGGUCUGGGCCAAGACGCCUCCCGGUGAAUCGGUCAAGCAGCGCGACCAGCGCAUUCUGCACUCGAAGCGCAAGAUGAUCAAAAUGAUGAUCACCGUGGUGGCGGUGUUCACCGUCUGCUGGCUGCCGUUCAACAUCUUCAUGCUGGUCCCGCUGGAUCCGGACUGGCGCCCGCUGCCCUACCUGUGGUUCGCGUUCCACUGGCUGGCGAUGUCGCACAGCUGCUACAAUCCGAUCAUCUACUGCUACAUGAACGUGAAGUUCCGGCAGGGGUUCCGCCGGCUGUGGGAGGUGAUCCGGCGGAACUGUUGCUGCUGCUGCUGUGGGAUGAGGCCGCAAAGACGGAGAAGUGAUGUGAGUACCAGUACGGAGAUGAUGCAGCUGUUUCCGAGUACGACGCUGAUGACGACGGUGGCGAGUAGUGGCGGCGCUGGAAGUCGGGAGUGGGGUCAGAAGGGGUUGUGAAAGAAAUGAAAGUUGAAUAAAA
Molecule: messenger RNA, 1294 nt
Organism: Armigeres subalbatus
Lineage: Eukaryota; Metazoa; Arthropoda; Insecta; Diptera; Culicidae
Product: RYamide receptor-like
Exons: 1
Coding region: 91-1272 (393 amino acids)
Biological process (GO): neuropeptide signaling pathway
Cellular component (GO): plasma membrane
Molecular function (GO): neuropeptide Y receptor activity
Source: RefSeq, a predicted model, not a curated record